AGCAGACUAGCUUCCACAGGGGGUAUUUAGAACCUAGAAUGGCAGCAUCCCUUCCCUCUCAGUAUUGUUCUUUCUAUUUUAUGGUUUUGUUGUCAUUGUUUUCUAUUACUCUCUGUUUCUCUUAACUCAUAAUAUGGAGCUAGCUGUUUCCAAAAUAAAACCUCUUGGGAUUUUUCUUACUAGGGACUUUCUUUUCCUUGUGAGAUGCUUUUUUUCCCUAUUAAUGUUAUGUAAGAUUAGGUACAAUAUUUUGCUGCUCAUUCUUACAGGAUGAUUCAUUUUCCAGUUCUGUUUUCCCUGGUGGCUGCGCUUGCAAGUAUUACUCGCUCUCAGCAGGAUUUCUUACUAAGGUAAUUCCUGCUCUGUAGACUAUAAAUGGACAGGAUCAACCCAGGUUCCAUUUCCAGAAAGGUUGGAAGGGAGGACUGAAAGCAACGUAUCAAAUUUGGGGGAGGGCAGACGUAAUGCCACUUACUCCACCACUUAAAAAUGUCUAUUUAAAGGCACUUACUGCAUUAGACUUACAGUUUCACACCCCAAAGGUGAUAAACAUGGCUGAGGAUAAUAAAGCCUUUGUGGAUGAGAUAGAUAAAGCACUGGCGAAGUCUGAAGGGCUUACCUUGAAGGAUCUGCUCUUCUCCUACCGGGGGACCCCGUAUCCUGUCACAGUGUGCAGUGCGGAAACAUUCCAAGCUCUGGAGAACCUGGAAGCCAGAAGAGAUGAUAUGGUGCUGGUGUCCUACCCCAAAUGUGGUGUGAACUGGCUUAUCCAGAUUUUAAGUGAUUUGAUAUUUACAACUAUGCAGAGUAAACCUGUAAGCACAGAACUACCAUUUAUUGAAUGUGGAGAUCCAGAUAAAUAUCAGAGGAUGAAGCAGAUUCCAUCUCCACGGAUUUUGGCAACACAUCUGAAUUAUGAUUGCCUCCCCAGGUCUAUUUUCAAGAACAAAGCCAAGAUACUCGUGCUGUUUCGAAACCCUAAAGAUACAGCUGUUUCAUUUUUCCAUUUCCACAACAAUGUGCCAAGCGUCCCCAGUUACAGCUCCUGGGAUGAGUUCUUCUCAGAGUUCAUGAAUGGGAAAGUCGGCUGGGGAUCCUAUUUUGAUCAUGCAGUUGCCUGGAACAAACACAUUGAGGAUGAGAAUACUAUGAUCAUAAUAUAUGAAGACCUGAAAGAGAACCUGACUGCCAGCAUAAAGCAGAUAGCUGAAUUCUUUGGAUUCUCCCCAACGGCAGAGCAGAUCCAGUCUAUUGCAGACAGGGCCACUUUCCAGGCAGUGAAGGACAAGGCGCAGGAGACUCAUGGUGCUGUUGGCUCGAUUCUUUUCCGCAAAGGUGUUGUUGGAGACUGGAAAAAUCUUUUCACUGAAGCUCAGAACCAGGAAAUGGAUGCCAAAUUCAAAGUGUGCUUAGAAGGAACUAAGCUGGGAGCGAAGUUAAAAUAUGAUGUGUACUGCAAGGCCUGA
Molecule: messenger RNA, 1466 nt
Organism: Egretta garzetta (little egret)
Lineage: Eukaryota; Metazoa; Chordata; Aves; Pelecaniformes; Ardeidae
Gene: SULT6B1
Product: sulfotransferase family 6B member 1
Exons: 7
Coding region: 465-1466 (333 amino acids)
Biological process (GO): sulfation
Cellular component (GO): cytoplasm
Molecular function (GO): sulfotransferase activity
Source: RefSeq, a predicted model, not a curated record